This is a messenger RNA of Monascus purpureus, 705 nucleotides long. The record is from the annotation of a GenBank genome assembly. NCBI's taxonomy places the organism in Eukaryota, Fungi, Ascomycota, Eurotiomycetes, Eurotiales, Aspergillaceae.
CGCUAUUCCUAUCUGGGUAAUCACUUGUACUGCGCUCUUAACCUCUUCAACGUCAUUGAUCACCAUCCCAUCCUUAUCAUCACCAGGAACCAUUGUCUUGGCUUUGUUGACAGCUGUCUUGUCCUCAGACGUUACAUUCAACUCCAUCUCCCACCUGUGAUUGAUUUCCCUGGGCGUAAGAAAGCAAAAGCAAAAUGUCCGACGACAUCCCCUCUGCCACCAAUGAGCCGCAGCCACAACCCCCCAAGAGCAAAGAGGACCAGAAGGCGGCUGCUGCCCUUGAGUCCCUAAAUACAGUCACAACUGAUAUGAGUGGGGACCAGCCGGGUGCAGUAGCUUCGUCGUCUUCCACCGAUCGGGAGGUGUUAGGGGAGGCGAUGAGUCGCUUGGAGAUCUCCGGCGGCCAGGACGGGAAGAAGGCGACAGUUAAAGUCGCUGCGGAGGAUGUCGGGCUUUUGGUGGAUCAGCUGGAUCUCAAUAAGAUCAAAGCGACGGAGCUCUUGAAGGCGAACGAGGGCGAUGUCCAAAAAGCCAUCAAGGCAUUUAUAUCGCCUGCUGUUGGUGCUUGAUUGAUACUUCCCCGUUCCUUCACGAUGAUUGAGGUGGGAUUGAGUCGAUAAGUUGAUGGCCUUUUCAGAUUUAAUUUGUUUUGAUUUGGUGUUUCCUAUACAUUCAGUAUAGCAUUUCUAUUUUCAAUGUUCGCAG